AUGUGCCCGCUGGAAGCAUGCAGUAACUACUUGAGGUGCCUGGAUGAAUUACGCUGUUCUUAUUACCCUCAAGUUUUGCUUCUCACUGAUUCUCACUACAGCAAUGUAACUAUUCUUCUACACAAACAGGAUCAUAGUGAAGCAGAACUAUAUGGAGUACCAGCCAAUUCUCUGGAUCCGUCAAUCUGUUGGAAAGAUAUCUGCUGGCUUCAGUCAUUAACUCGUCUGCCUAUAAUUAUUAAGGGCAUUCUAACCAAGGAAGAUGCAGAACUGGCAGUGGAACAUGGUGUCCAAGGUAUCAUAGUGUCAAACCAUGGAGGCAGGCAGCUUGAUGGAGGCCCAGCUACGAUAGAUGCCCUAUCAGAAAUUGUGGAUACAGUCCAAGGAAGAAUUGAGGUUUAUUUGGAUGGUGGAAUCCGUACAGGAAGUGAUGUGCUCAAGGCUUUAGCUAUUGGAGCCAAGUGUGUAUUCAUUGGUCGGCCUGUAGUUUGGGGUCUUGUCUACAAGGGGGAAGAGGGAGUCAAAGAAAUUUUGCAGAUUUUGAAUGAUGAAUUUCGUUUAUCAAUGGCUUUGGCUGGUUGCAGAAAUAUUUUUGAGAUCAACCGGAACCUUGUUCAAUUCUCCAAGCUUUAGAAUGAUUCUUUAGGAGAAAUUAAAUAGUACUACACAUCUGCGUUUGGGACACCAUUGCUGGAAGAUCAAUAUAUCUUGAAAGAAAAGAUCAUUGUGGACAAAUUUGGAGUAGUUGAAAAACACUGUAACCAAGGCAAAUAAACAAAACAGAAUGUCGUGAAUAACUUCUAUUUCAUAAUAUAAGUCUUGAAACAUGCUAAUUGAAUGAAUUAAUUUUCUUCCUUUUGAUAUGUAUAAAUGUUCUUUACUUGAUCAGUUUUAACUGCAGCAUUGACACCGCUAUUAAGCUCGCAUUGAUAAAUGUUCUUUUGGCAAACACUUCCACUUCUCCCUUUAAAAAAAAAAAGUCCAUGCAAAUCUUUGGUCAUCUCUCUAAACCUUGCCUUCUUUGGCAUGGCAUCCUUUUUUCUACUGGUACUUAAUAUGACUAUUAAGUGCUUUGGGACUUUUUUUGUUGUCAUGAGUGUUAUACAAAUGUGAGUUAUUGUUUUUGCUGGAGCACAGCCACUGUGUGAAGCUUAGAUACAUUUUGUAAGUUACAUUCUGCUCAAAGCCCAAAGCUUAAUGAUGGAACCAGGUGGUUUGUGGUGCAUUUGGGAGUUGCUUCUCAAUACCUUUUCAGCUUUAUGACUUGAGAUUGAUUUCAGCCCAGCUAGGGGAAAUGUAAAGUUCCUUCAGUGGAAGAUUGGGUGGCAGUGUCUUUCAGAAUAAUAUAAUUUCAACUCUGGAAUCCAAUAUUUAUGUUUUAAUUUGAUUUCUUCAGACUUCCAAAGAUUAUGAUUUAAAAUAUAAAAUGGCAAUUAAUACACUAUAUUUUCAAUGCCUCUUUGGAACAAUCAAUGAAAUAAUUCUUCUGAUAAUUGAGACUGAGAUUAAUAUGAUCAAGAGGUUCUGAUAAAAUCAUGAACUCGAAAGGAAAAGGUUGGAUGUUUAAUAUAAUUAAUGUCUCUCUAACAUUUGCAUUACAUGCUGCAAUGCACUCAAAACUGUAAUCAUAUGCGUAAACAUAUUUAUCAGUUGAGUUUGUAACCAUAGCAGUUAUCACAAUCAUUAUGUAUUUUGCCAAAUAGUUUGGACUGAGUGACAAAAAGUGUGAUCAGAAUGAACAAAUUUACUAGGAAAAGCUAUCCUGCUAUUCACAAUGCCAUAUCAAAUUAAACACUGUUAAUACUUGUUUUUAAAACCGCAAAUAAUAUUUGAAAUUAAAACUGCUCAGACACUAA
This is a messenger RNA of Rhincodon typus (whale shark), 1856 nucleotides long. RefSeq names its product hydroxyacid oxidase 2 (long chain). The transcript has 5 exons. Lineage: Eukaryota; Metazoa; Chordata; Chondrichthyes; Orectolobiformes; Rhincodontidae. Gene Ontology annotation, molecular function: FMN binding; oxidoreductase activity. Bases 1 to 633 code for a protein of 210 amino acids. The record is from RefSeq and is a predicted model, not a curated record.